CCUGCUGGCGGCAACGGCAAGGCAGGGGAGAGAAUAACAUUAAAAUAAUCUCUGAUUAUUUUAUUCUGUAAAUUAAUUAAACUAUUUUCACCUUUUUAUAGAAUAUACUCGGCGUUGUAUGUGAUAAUGGAUCAAAAUCAGGAUGAAAACGUUAGUGAAAUCAAAAUGCCCAUAAGAAAACCAUGGUACAAAUACGUGACAGUGGAACCGACCAUGUUCUUAUACAUGAUGGCCUACAUGAUCACCAAUGUCGUCGAACAAACAUUCUACGUGUUUCGUGCGUGCAACGUCGACCAUGGAUACAGCGAAGAGAUCUGCUACAAUAUAACAAGUUACAAGGAAAUUAAUCAAGAAGUACAGGUGACAGUAUCCACCUUCCACCAAUGGAACGGCGUGGCCUGGCACAUAGUGCCGUUUAUCCUCGCAUUUUUCCUAGGCUCCUAUAGCGACAAGAGAGGAAGAAAGAGCAUCCUGCUGGUAGGGCUGCUCGGGAAACUCUAUUUUUCCAUAAUGGCUACUGUUAAUACUAUGAAUGCAUGGCCCUUAAAUUAUGUGAUAUAUACGGCCACUUUUCCUAGUGCCUUAACCGGUUCGGACUUGGCAAUAUUCGCGGGCGUCUUCGCGUACAUAGCUGACGUCACUUCCCCCGACAAUAGAACCUUAAGAGUUGGGAUUUUAGAUGCUGUUUACUUAAGCACUAUGCCUUUGGGAGUUUUUAUUGGUAACAUUUUGUACGUGCACGUUGUGGACAGGUCAUUUACAAUAAUGUUCCUAAUCAACAGUAUUCUGAUGGUGCUGGCGACUCUACACUGUCUGUUGUUCCUCAAAUGGCAGACGAGGCCCGAGCAGACGUCCCUGCGAGACGCCGGCGUCACCAAUCCGGUAGUGGACUUCUUUGACAUCAAGAAUGUGAAGCAAACGAUGUUCACUCUGUUUAAAAAGAGAAAUAACCACCGCACAGUAUUUUUGUGGUUCUUACUGAUAUCGAUGGCGCUGUAUACGUUCCAGAGAGACGAGAGGCCGUUCAUGUACCUGUACGUCCAAAACGUGUUCAAAUGGGACACGACCGCCUACAGCAACUUCAGGACGUAUAGCAGCACAGCGUACGUGCUGCUCAUGUUCAUAGGCAUCCCACUGAUGACGAAAGUCUUCCGCUGGAGAGAUACGGUAAUAGUGAUGCUAGGAGCCACUUCCCAUAUGGCCGGGCACUUCUUGUACGCGCAAGCGACCGCUGCCAAGACCCUAUACGUCGGUGGCGCAGUGGCUGCCCUAGGGCCCUGCAUUGCGCCGCUCGUCCGCUCUAUGACCUCCAAGGUUCUGCCGUCUGCUGAACGAGGUGUGGCAUAUACAUUUCUGUCGGUUAUGGAGAACGCCGUGGCGAUGUUCGCCUCCAUUAUAUACUCGCAAGUGUAUAAUGCCACGCUCGGCACCAGUUUCCUGAAUGCCAUCUUUUACCUUACCAUCGGGACGCAAGCCGUUGUAUUUUUAUUUUCACUCUGUAUGCAGCUAAUUUUAAGGGGCCGGCGGCUCGAAUCACUGUUACCGGAGGACGAAAGAGAGAUAUCGCCGCGGACUCUUCAGGCCACUAUCAUAUGACAUAUUAGAGAUGCGGAAUUUUAUAAGCAUUCGUGACAACAACCUUCUUCAUUGACGCUGCUACCUGAACACACGAAACUUGUUUCAAAGACUGGUUUGUAACACACAAUAAAUAGCACCAGAAAAUAUUUGGCGCUGCGUCAGCGCCAUCUAGUAAAGGUAUGAUUAGAACGCCACACGCGAAUCCUUGUUAGAUUCUCGCGUCCAGAUUGUUCAGUUGCGCGGUCGGUGUUCGAAUUAUACCCAUUUUGGCAUAUUUUAGGUUGCUUUCACACUAGGUUGUUAGCUAUCUGUAUGUAUUAAGCUCGAAUUAUAAAUAAAAUGAAAAUAAAUAUAACAGGUCAAUUUUACACAGAUUGACUUAGCUAGUCCCACAGUAAGCUCAAUAUGGCUUGUGUUGUGGGACCUAUAGGACAAUAUAUAGUUAUAUAUAAAUACUUACACGCAUAAAUAAAUGCCUUUACCAGGGUUCGAACCUGGGACCUCCCGCUUUGCAGGCAGGGUCACUACCGACUAGGCUAACUAAGAGGCCGGCAUUUUUAUUAAGGCAUUGAUGUCAUCUACGCUGCGUACAGCUGCAGUAAAUGUUGAGCGGUAGUGACCCUGCCUGCACAGGUUCAAACCCCGGUGAGAGAAUUAUUUAUUAUUAUUUUGAGUUAUAAAAAAAAAACAUUUAUUACAAGCUUUCGCUCGAUAUCACACUUACAUAUUUACAUUAUAAAAUUCAGAUGAAAUGGACACACAUAAGUUGAAAUAAUAAAAUUAUAAUUAAAUUAAAAUAUAAAAUAAUAAUAAUUAAGUGAUAUUAAAAUUAGUCAAUAACAAUAAAACAGGUCUCAUUAAAUGUCAUUUUUAUCGUAAUUUACUAACGACGCAUGCGACUUUGCCCAGUGGCCAAAUAUGGGGCUGUCAUUAUCAUUAGCCUCCGCGAUCGUCCUUAGAAGGCUGUUGGCGCUGCCGCGAACGCGUCCCAGUAGGGAUGCGACGCGCUUAUAGUAGAAAUCUUCUCAAAUGAUUUUUACGCCCAAGACCCUAAUCUAUUAAACAAAAGCCAUUGUGUCUUUUGUGUGAUUGAUGGGCUACCGUGCCUGAGCGCGUGCCAAAGUAACCAUGUCGUUUAAAAAGCGACUGUAUCGUGGUGGUUUUAAGGUUCAAAUUUAAGUACAUGUAACAUGUUUUGGUAAUGUAGGACCAUCGACCACCUCAAUGUAGGCGAGCGCUCGUAUUAUUACAUAUAUUUGAACCUUAAAACGACAUGGUUGCUUUGGCACGCGCUCAGACACGGUAGCCCACCGCUCGCUCAAAAGAAACAAUGGCUUAUGUUUAACAUAUUAGGGUCUUAGGCGUAAAAAUCAUUUGAGAAAAUUCAUACUUUACGCAUUAUUGAAUGGAAGUCGUCCGUGCGUGCUUCUGCGAACAUGCCCGAUGCACUUCAGUAGCGCGGCAGCCCCAUCAGCAUCCUGAACGAGUUAUAGAGGCCACGCAGGGCGCUAAGUUUUCUUUGUGUAGUUGAUCCACCAGGAUGUCUUCUAAUCCUUUCGUUUUUAAUUGGAGAUUGACCAGGCUUUCCUAGUAAUUAUCAUUAAUCAAGUUUUUAUAGGACGAUUGCCAAGCAUGACUAUAAUUAGCGUGCUUAGAUUAAGAUAACCCUCCUUUGCAUGUUUUUUUUUGUGAAAUAAAUCAGGAUAAUGUAAGUUGACCUCUAGAUUAAGGGAAACAUGUAAUAUAUAUAUAUAAGUUUAAGAGUUUUUUUAAUAUGAUGGAAAUAUCCAUCAUUAUGCAAAAGCAAGUCUUAAGCUUAAUACUAAAUAAAUUUAACAUAUGGGCGAUAAAGGGCUGAUAUGAUGAUGAUGAUGAAUGCAAUAAAUUUAUGAACGAUGUAUUUUAAUAAUUAAUAAUCAAUUGUUUCACAUAAUGCUCAAGCGAAUAAUUAUAAUUAAUUUUAAGGAUAGACACUAUGUUUUUUUUAAAUGAAUUUAAUGAUCGUAGUUAUAUUUAUAUCAAAGGGGAUAUAAUAAGAUAGAGCGGUACUGUCAUAGUAGAUUUUGUAAACACAGUAAAUUCACUGCCAUCUAUCGACACACUUUAAAACUAAAAAUGAAGAUUUAUAAAAAUACAAUAAAAUGUAUUUAAAUAUGGAUAAAUGAUUUUUUUUAUUUGCAUUAAUUAUUUUUAUGAUUUUGACCCAUGUUCUUUCACUGAUAUGCGUUAAAAUUGUUAAAUAACAAACGAAACCGUCAACGCCAUACUGUAUCCAUCUAUUACGGAGUUAUAUCUAUCUUUGAUUUAUAUGAAUGUCAAGUUUUGUGAACAUUUCGAGAAGAAUAUUAGGGUAGUUGAGUCUGGCAUCGCCACUUUACUUUACUGAGCACAUGCUCUAACACAAAUGGAAACACAUCGUGACGUCUCUGUGUCACUUUGUUUAGAAGCCGUUCCGAUGUAUGGAAAACAAGGAAAUUUCGAUUUUGUCGGUGAAAUGUUGCGUUUAUGUAUAUUGUUGUUAUACAAUUUUUUUUUUAAAAUAAAAUGUAAGGAAUCGAAUGGUACCGUUAUUUUUUUCCUAUUUGAAAGUUUAAAAUAUAUAAUAGUUUUUUUUUUUCGAAACUGAGGUCAUUUAUUUAUUUAUUAUUCUCAUGUUUUUUAAGUUUCCAAUUUAUUGUGAUAAAUUGCUCCUUUUCAAUCUAUUUAAAUAGAUUUAGUUAUAAAAUUCAUCAUGUGUCAACUACCCACAAUUUAGUGUUAUACAAGUUGGUAUAUAUUGUGAUUUAUGGAUUUACGGUAUUAAUAAACUCCACUGUUACAGUU
This is a messenger RNA of Cydia strobilella, 4401 nucleotides long. Its product is annotated as probable peptidoglycan muropeptide transporter SLC46. Gene Ontology annotation, cellular component: membrane. NCBI's taxonomy places the organism in Eukaryota, Metazoa, Arthropoda, Insecta, Lepidoptera, Tortricidae. Bases 127 to 1596 code for a protein of 489 amino acids. Gene Ontology annotation, molecular function: transmembrane transporter activity. Gene Ontology annotation, biological process: transmembrane transport. The transcript is spliced from 9 exons. The record is from RefSeq and is a predicted model, not a curated record.